CAAAGAGUAGAGGAGGAAAUAAUAUUCACAAUGGCCGGGGAGGUCUACCUAUUCUGGUUACUAUCCAUAUUACAAACGUUCUCUGCCUAUGGAGCAGAGUUGUCAUCUGAGGCAUGCAGGGAGCUUGGGUUCUCCAGUAAUCUCUUAUGCAGCUCCUGUGACUUACUGAGCCAGUUCAGCCUUACCCAGUUGGACCCUUUCUGCAGGCAGUGCUGUCAGCAAGAGGCCCAGCUGGAGACCAGGAAGCUUUACCCUGGGGCCAUCCUGGAGGUGUGUGGAUGAAAACUGGGGAGGUUCCCUCAAGUCCAGGCUUUCGUCAGGAGUGACAAGCCAAAGAUGUUCAAGGGUCUUCAAAUUAAGUAUGUGAGAGGCUCAGACCCUGUGCUAAAGCUGCUGGACGAUAACGGGAACAUUGCUGAAGAACUCAGCAUCCUCAAGUGGAACACUGACAGCGUGGAGGAAUUCCUCAGUGAAAAGUUAGACCGUAUUUAGUGCUUAGCAUCCGGCAUCUGUUUUAUAUAUGUUUACAGCUCAAAACAAAUAUUGAGGAACUGUACUGCUGGACUCUCUUUGUACUCUUUACCUUAUCACGAGCAUUUGAAAUCUGUCUUUCUGUCAAAUUUUUAUUCCCGAUGCAAAUCAGUCAUGUUGUAGUCAUCCAAUGAACCACAAAAACCCGUUAGCAUUCUUUCUAAAUGGCUGAACCUGAUUGGCCUGUUCAUAGUUUGGAGAAAUGUUAACAGCCUUUGAUUUGUCCCCUUCAGUUGAGUUAUUUGCUCUAUCCCAAAACAUGUGUCGUCCAUCUCAUUAUUAUGAUUUUUUUUUUUUUUUUAAUAUACCAGAAAGUUGUGUUUAUGAAUGAAGGUUGAAGGAGACGGCUGUGAGAGCUUUAUGGUUUCUCAUCAGAUGCACAUGCCUAUGUGUAGCUGCACUUUAAUGAAGGUCUCACAGCAAACCAGCCAAUGGUAUGUGAAGCCUGAAGUCUCUGUGGAGCUCCCAGGGUUUGAUGCAAUGAUGAGAACCUUAAAGCCUCACACCAGGAACUGGAUAUCUGUUCAAUAAAUGCUUGUUUAGAAUCA
Chanos chanos (milkfish) is the source of this 1079-nucleotide messenger RNA. It is a transcript of the gene selenof, whose product is annotated as selenoprotein F. Gene Ontology annotation, molecular function: oxidoreductase activity. The record is from RefSeq and is a predicted model, not a curated record. Lineage: Eukaryota; Metazoa; Chordata; Actinopteri; Gonorynchiformes; Chanidae. The transcript is spliced from 5 exons. Gene Ontology annotation, cellular component: endoplasmic reticulum lumen.